AUGUUGAACGAAAAAGGUGUCUCAAACCAGAAAGAAAUGAGAUCCUUCAGUGAUAAGCUCGAUAAUGCUAUGGGAUGGAAAGACGGAUAUAAAGAAACAAGUGGAACAAGAGGCUUCAUUCAUGGUGCUUAUCAUACUGGUGUUGGUGUUGCAAAGUUUGUAGUUGGGAACACUUAGGGUGCAAAAGCAGAAUUAAAUAGAGCUGGAACAUAAUUUUCUAAAAUGAUUGGCUGA
Tetrahymena thermophila SB210 is the source of this 234-nucleotide messenger RNA. RefSeq lists its product as hypothetical. The record is from RefSeq and is a predicted model, not a curated record. Lineage: Eukaryota; Ciliophora; Oligohymenophorea; Hymenostomatida; Tetrahymenidae. The transcript has a single exon.